Molecule: messenger RNA, 399 nt
Organism: Cladophialophora bantiana CBS 173.52
Lineage: Eukaryota; Fungi; Ascomycota; Eurotiomycetes; Chaetothyriales; Herpotrichiellaceae
Exons: 6
Coding region: 1-399 (132 amino acids)
Biological process (GO): vesicle-mediated transport
Cellular component (GO): Golgi membrane
Source: RefSeq, a predicted model, not a curated record
AUGGACUUCUCCAACAUCUUUCGGCUGGUCAACCUGGUUGUGGGAGCGAUCAUGGUUCUCGGAGGAAUCAGCCAGUUCUUUCCCAUUGGAUUCCGAAGUAUCAUCGUGGGCAUCUAUGUGAUCAUCUUCGGGCUGGCUGUCGCCGGUCUCGAAAUGCUGCCACAAGUCCCACCAUACCUCCCCAAAUAUGCCAGCUUCCUGUUUUCCUUCCUCGGUCGCGGCAUCUUCUACAUCUUCGUUGGCUGCAUCAUCCUUGAGGGGCACCUUUUGCGAAUCAUUGCUGGUACCAUUAUUGCUGUCAUUGGCGUCGGUUACUGUGCGCUGGAGUUUGCGCCCUCGAUUGAGCCACCAUCCAACAUGCGGGACGCCGAUGCUGGCUGGGGCGCUGAACAGGUCUAA